UGCAUGUCAUCUGCACAUUUAAUCAAUGUUGAUUUCAAAUGUAUUGCAGGCUCCAAGCACCGAGGCCGGGGCCCCCUGGUUCCUCCUGCCCCAGACCCCCACCAGCUCUUCGACGACACCAGUGCUGGCUUCCCGCAUUCACAAGGGGCCCCUGCCUCAGGAAUCGAUAUGGGCUUCAAUACCCUUCUGACUGACCCAGUGGCCAAUGUGGCCGUGGCCUAUGGGUCCUCCAUCGCCAGCCAGGGAAAGGACAUUGUCCACAAGGAGAUCCACAGGUUCAUGUCUGUGAACAAACUCAAGUAUUUCUUCGCUGUGGACACUGCCUAUGUGACCAAGAAGCUGGCACUGCUACUCUUCCCCUAUGCACACCAGAACUGGGAGGUUCGGUAUAGCAGGGACACACCCCUCACCCCCCGGCAGGACAUCAACGCACCCGACCUGUAUAUUCCCAGCAUGGCUUUUAUCACCUACAUUCUCUUGGCCGGCAUGGCCCUUGGUCUGCAGCAAAGGUUCUCUCCGGAGGUGCUGGGCAUGUGUGCCAGUACUGCCUUUGUGUGGGUUGUUAUUGAAGUCCUCGCCCUGCUGCUCAGUCUGUACCUAGUGACGGUGCAGAGCGACCUCACGCCCUUCGACAUUCUGGCCUACAGUGGAUACAAAUACGUGGGGAUGAUCCUGGCUGUUCUGGGGGGACUGCUCUUUGGCAGUGAUGGGUAUUACGUGGCCUUUGCCUGGACAUCCUGUGCCCUCAUGUACUUCCUGGCACGCUCCCUGCGAAUGAAGCUGCACCCAUCACUGGCACCAGAUGGGAUGGGGCAUCCCAGGGGCAGUGGGCGUGGUCAGACCUAUGUCACCCUGGGGGCUGCUGCCUGCCAGCCACUCAUCGUCUACUGGCUCACCUUCCACCUGGUCCGUUGAGAUGGGGGGCAGUGCGGUGCCCGGGGGGCAGUCCGUCCUGGACUCAUGGACUCCUGGGACCUCCCCAGACAUACAGGCACCCAGGACUCUAUCCUCCAAUGCAUGGCCACCUGGGACCACACACAUCUCUGAAGCCUGGACAACUUGGGGGUUGGCAUCCAAAACUCCAGGGUUCUGUCCCCAGCUGGCUGGGUAACCUGAGGUGCAUCCCUUCCCCCUAUGCCUUAGUUUCACCCUCACUGUGAAGGAAAUAUGAUAACACUAACCAGCUCUCUGGGACUUACCCAGCCACAUCACCUCAGGCGCAGUGCCCUCCCCUCCCCGCUCCCUUGUACUGUUGGGUAUCUGGUCCCCUCAAAAAUCAGUGUUUCCCACAGAUCAGUGUUUUCCUGGAAAACUCUUAUUGAAACCCAGGUCUGGGGGAGCAGGGAAUAAACAAUCCUGACUAGCCCACGGUGUGUGUGUCAGUGCUGGACCCACUGUGCUAGGGGGAGCUGUACAGCAGGGAGUGGGAGUAGGGGGCACUUUGCCCUUGCAGCCCUGAUCCCAGUGCCCAGGCAUGGUACUAGAGCAGGCUGUGCAGCAAGAAGCAGGAUGAGGGCGCAGGGAAACAUUCUACCCUUGCAAGCAUUGUUGACACCCUUACACAUGGUACUAGCAGUUCCCCUCAAUCCCAACCUGAAGCCACUAUGCAGUUAGUCCCAUUUGUAGAACCAUAGAUUAUAAAUCACAGAAGCAAAGACAUGUAGGGCCAGAAGAGACACCUAGACCAGCCUGCUGAUUUGAGGCAGGACUGAACACACCAGGGAUCAUUGGGAUAUCUGCUCUGACCUCCUGUAUGACACAGGCCAUAGGACUGCCCUGAAUUAAUUCCUGUGUCAGCUAGAGCAGAUACUUUGGAACAAAUCCAAUCUUGAUUUUAAAAUUGCCAGUGAUGAAGAAUCUGCCACAAUCCUUAGGACAUUGUUCCAUAGUUAAUUAUUAAAUUGUUAAAAAUGUGUCUGAAUUUGUUUAACUUCCUGCCAUUAGCUGGAGUUAGAUCUUUGUCUGAUGAGCCCUCUGUUAUCCAAGUGCCGUUCCCCAUGUAGGUACUUCUAGAGUGCGACCAAGUCAUGCGUUCUCUUUGUUAAACUAAAUAGAUCAGGCCUCUGGAGUCUCUCACUAUGAGGUCCUCUAAGCCUUUAAUUAUUCCCGUGCCUUUUCUUUCUGAGCCCUCCAAUUUAUCAGCAUCCCUCUUGCAUUGUGGCCACCAGAACUGAACACAGGAUUCCAGCAGCAUUCGCAUAAGUGCCAUGUACAGAGGUAACAGAAUGUGCCUUCUUCCAUUCAAGCUUCCUGUUUAUACAUCCUAGAUUUGCAUUUUGCCAUAUUAAAUUACAUAUUGUUUCAACCCAGUUUA
Messenger RNA from Pelodiscus sinensis (Chinese soft-shelled turtle), 2314 nucleotides. The record is from RefSeq and is a predicted model, not a curated record. Lineage: Eukaryota; Metazoa; Chordata; Testudines; Trionychidae.